AUGCACGUCUUGACGGCCAUCAAGGCGCUCCCGGUGCUAGCUGCGGCGUAUGUCUCGGCAGCCGCUAGCUUACCCCCCAUUCCCGCCGACCUGACCACGCCCGUUCAGCAACGCAUUGCCAUCAAAGGUCUCAAUGAGACCAAGCUGACACCGCUCUUGCAUCAUGAAGCCAUCUCCAUCGGCUGGAACACCUACAAGCAGUUGGAACAGCCCUGCGUCAAGUAUGGCCUCUCCAGGGACGCUCUCACUCUGCAGUCCUGCUCGGACCAGUCCACUACUUACGCCAGCUCACGCACCUGGUCCAACGUGGUCGUUCUCGGCGGCCUCCGGCCUGCCACCACCUACUACUACCAGAUCGUCUCGACAAACUCGACGGUAGAGCACUUCAUGAGCCCGCGCGUACCGGGCGACACCACCCCCUUCUCCAUGGACGUCGUCAUUGACCUGGGCGUCUACGGUGCCGACGGCUUCACCCUCAAGGGCGAUCACGCCAAGCGCGACGACAUUCCGCUCAUCGACCCUGCCCUCAAUCACACCACCAUCGACCGGCUUGCGCGCACAGUCAACGACUACGAGUUUGUCAUCCACCCUGGCGACUUUGCGUACGCCGACGAUUGGUUCCUCUCCCCCAAGAACCUGCUGCACGGCGAGGCCGCCUUCCAGGCCAUCCUCGAGCAGUUCUACGCCCAGUUGGCGCCCAUCGCUGCCCGCAAGCCUUACAUGGCCAGCCCCGGGAACCACGAGGCAGCCUGUGAGGAGAUCCCCUUCACGGCAGGCCUGUGCCCAGAGGGCCAGAAGAACUUUACCGACUUCAUGCAUCGAUUCAGCAGCACCAUGCCCACGGCAUUUGCGUCGAACUCGACCAACUGCACUGCCGCCAGCCAGGCCAAGAAGGCGCAGGCGCUCGCGAACCCGCCGUUCUGGUACUCGUUUGACUACGGCAUGGCGCACGUCGUCAUGUUCAACACCGAGACCGACUUCCCCGACGCGCCCGACCAGCCCGGCGGCUCAGCACACCUCGACGGCGGUCCCUUUGGCGCCAACGGCCAGCAGCUGGCGUUCCUCGAGGCCGACCUGGCCUCGGUCGAUCGCACGGUGACGCCCUGGGUCGUCGUCGCGGGCCACAGGCCGUGGUAUACGACCGGCGGCGGAGGUUGCAAGCCCUGCCAGGCCGCCUUUGAGCCGCUCUUUUACAAGUACGGUGUCGACCUGGGCAUCUUUGGCCACGUGCACAACUCCCAACGAUUCCAGCCCGCCUACAACGGCAAGGCCGAUGCGGCGGGCAUGAGUGACCCCAAGGCGCCCAUGUACAUUGUGGCUGGCGGCGCGGGCAACAUCGAGGGCCUGAGCAGCGUCGGCAGCAACGUGUCGUUCAACGCGUUUGCGUAUGCCGAGGAUUUUAGCUUUGCAAAGAUUACAUUCACCGAUAGGACACACCUGCAAGUCGACUUUAUCCGGUCGUCGACCGGUGAUGUGUUGGACACUUCAGUGCUGUACAAGUCUCAUGCUGAUAGGUUCGUUCGGCAGUGA
Messenger RNA from Thyridium curvatum, 1530 nucleotides. RefSeq lists its product as uncharacterized. The coding region runs from base 1 to 1530 and encodes 509 amino acids. The record is from RefSeq and is a predicted model, not a curated record. Gene Ontology annotation, molecular function: acid phosphatase activity; metal ion binding. Lineage: Eukaryota; Fungi; Ascomycota; Sordariomycetes; Thyridiales; Thyridiaceae. The transcript is spliced from 2 exons.